AUGGCCUACUUCGAUGAGAAAGCGAAGGAAGAUCCAGAUUUCUUCUACAGGAUAAGAUUGGGCGAUGAGGACCGUGUCAGGAACAUGUAUUGGGUGGAUGGUGCUGCAAGAAGAGCCUACAAACAUUUCCGAGAUUGCAUUUCAUUCGACGCGACAUAUCUCACUAAUAUGUACAAGAUGCCAUGCGCUCCAUUCAUAGGAAUAAAUAACCACAAUCAGUCGUUGCAGUUCGGAUGCGGGCUCGUUCGGAACGAAGACACGGAUGGGUACAUUUGGCUGUUCAAGACCUUCUUGGAGUGCAUGGGUGGACUUGCUCUGAUGAACAUAAUAACAUACCAGGAUUUUAGCAUGCGUGCAGGCAUAGAGGAGGUCUUUCCGUUGGCAGUGCACAGGCACUGCAGGUGGCACAUUAUAAAGAAGGCUGAGGAGACACUAGGACCGUUCUUUGCUGACCGUCCAGACCUGCACAAGGCAUUCGAGCUGUGCGUGGACCACAGCUUGACGGUGGAGGAGUUUGAAAGGAGCUGGAUGGCUAUGAUUGAAACAUAUCAAACUACACAGCGCAGUGAGGGGUUCAAUGCUGUUUUGAAGCGGUACGUGAGCCCUGGCAACUCAUUACUACAGUUUGCCAAGCAGUACACCACUUUGCAACAAAAAAUACUGGGAUCCGAGCUACUGCAAGAAGCAAACACCGCGCUCAAGCAGCCAAAAUUGCUAACGUAUUUACCAAUGGAGAGGCAGAUGAGCAAGAUAUACACCAACACGAUUUUUAACAAAUUCCAGGAAGAAAUAAAGCGUGCCAGCAUGUACACGGCUUUCCAGGUGGACGAACAUACGUUCAAGGUGUGUUCUAUCAUGGGCAUGUCGGAUUCAGAACCUGAAGACCCAGACAAGGGAAGGAACUACUUUGUGAAGGCAUCGAUAAGCGAAGGCGAAUACUACUGCCAAUGCUGCAAAUUCGAACGGGACGGGAUUGUGUGCUAUCACAUUCUAAAAGUAAUGGACUUGAACGUGGUGACACGAAUGCCCCGCCAUUUCAUAAGGCGGCGAUGGACUUGGGACGCUGACGCCGCAUUGGCGCCGCAAACAUCAAACGCAGUUUUGGCCGUGCAUGACGAGAGACCAGAGUCAACCAUGGAAGCCGUGAGGCACGUUGUGUUGACAAAGAACUAUGCUGAACUAAUUGAUGAAGCGUGCAAGAGUGAUGAGACAACAAAGGUCGCAGAAAAACACAGGAAGGCCCUCAAAAGAGAGCUUGAUGAGAUCAAGAAGAGGAAAGCUGAGGAAGCCUUACACAGGUUCCCCCGCACAUCAAGUGUACCUUCGUCCACAGGGCCAUCAUCUGAAAACUCGGAGGUAGGAUCUGGAACAGCAAGCACACAAACACAGGUUAGGAACCCGCCCCGUUCCAUCACAAAAGGGCGUCCAAAAGAGAUAAGAUACAAAUCGGGAUUGGAGAUUCAAGCAAAACAUAAGAAACCAAAGAAAGGGACGGGCAAUCCGUAA
Molecule: messenger RNA, 1506 nt
Organism: Aegilops tauschii subsp. strangulata
Lineage: Eukaryota; Viridiplantae; Streptophyta; Magnoliopsida; Poales; Poaceae
Source: RefSeq, a predicted model, not a curated record